Chaetomium globosum CBS 148.51 is the source of this 390-nucleotide messenger RNA. RefSeq lists its product as uncharacterized. The transcript is spliced from 2 exons. The coding region runs from base 1 to 390 and encodes 129 amino acids. The record is from RefSeq and is a predicted model, not a curated record. NCBI's taxonomy places the organism in Eukaryota, Fungi, Ascomycota, Sordariomycetes, Sordariales, Chaetomiaceae.
AUGGUCAAUUUGGCCGAGCUUGGUGCCAAAUUGACGGCCGGUCGUCAACCUGGCCAGGAGUUAUCCCCGUGUGCACGUGCAGCCAUUGCUGGUGCCGUCGCAGCGGGGGCAAGCCAGACGGCCGUUGCCAAAGCUUUUUCCACCAGCCGUCGCGCAGUCCAACUCUCACUUCAACGCUUCGAAUCUUCCACUACUUUUGAAACCAAGCCUAGGACUGGCCGGCCAGAGCUUCUUACACGUCGUGAGAAACGGUACAUCCUGCAACUGGCUAAGCGGUACCCUCGGUACUCGCUCCAGAUGCUUACAGGUACUCUAGAUACCCGCAUUUCCCGAUCAACAUCUAUCUUCACCGAUGAAUCGUCUUCCAGAAUAACUCGAGUAGCCCAAUGA